AUGGGGCAGAGUAGAGGCACUAAGAGGCGGCGUACAGCACUUUAUGUACCCAAGGUUGAUAAAGAAGAAGAACGGAAAGAGUUCAAUAUCAUACAGAAAUACAGGGAUCUUGAGAAUGAGGUUCAGUUAGAUCGGAUAAACAUCACUAGAAAUGGAGAUGUGCGUAUUAUGUCGAAACGUUUGGAAGAAAUAGAACGUCUAUUCGGGGAUUUACAGUCAUUGAACAUAAACAAGAACGCGGUAUUGGCGCAAGAUUCGAAAGCUAUGAAGACACUCUCGGAUUUGUUGAGUCUUUCUAUGAAUAGUGUCAAGUUUGACGAAUCAUCACGAUUAUUAAAGCUUAACGAUAUAUUGAAUGGAACUAAGAAGUUCAUGCUGAAGGAUUAUUUCCAGGCGUCUGGUGUAUCGGAACCGGAAGUUCAAAUGCUUGAUCAGGAUGACAGUGAUGAUGAGACUAAUAUAAGCAGAUCAGAUUCGAAAGGAAUGUCACAAAACUCUGUGUCUGAUGCUGCUGAGCUAAAAACACGCCAAGAACAGUCUCAUUAUUUAAGUCAAUUCGAAUCAUUUAGCGAUUUCAACCAAUUCAACUGGUUUAAAUUGGGUGCACUCUAUUCACUACAGAGUAAAGUUCCAUUCACUUCAGAUCACAUGUUGGGUCCAUUGUAUGUUGAACAAAAGGUACGAAGACCGAGAGAACUGCGAAACAAAGAUCCUAUUGAAGCAGCAUCCACGGCUGAGAGAGUAACGAAGGAAAGGCUAAAUGAAAGUCAAGAAGAAAGUACACCCACCAAUGUUAAAAAGUGUUACAAAGUAUUACAAAAGAAAAACGGUGAAAGGCAAAUUAACCUGUUUCGGUUCAUCAUUGAUCCUACCUCGUUUGCAAAAUCGGUGGAAAAUCUUUUUUACACAAGCUUUCUAAUCAAAGAGGGCAGAUUAGUACUUGAAGAUGAUUCAGAAGGAUUCCCAGCUGUGCGUAUAAAGGAAAGCUUACCUGAUGACCAGAAACAAAGGGAAUUGGAGAAACAACGGAGAAAAGAGUCAAUUCAAAAUCACAUCAUAUUCCAGAUGGAUGUUCCUACAUGGCGAAAGCUCAUAGAGAAAUUUGAUAUAAAGGAAGCCUUCUUGAAUACUGAUGGCUCUUUCAGAAACUAG
This is a messenger RNA of Kluyveromyces marxianus DMKU3-1042, 1152 nucleotides long. RefSeq names its product Smc5-Smc6 complex subunit NSE4 (gene NSE4). Lineage: Eukaryota; Fungi; Ascomycota; Saccharomycetes; Saccharomycetales; Saccharomycetaceae. Gene Ontology annotation, cellular component: nucleus; Smc5-Smc6 complex. Gene Ontology annotation, biological process: DNA repair. The transcript has a single exon. Bases 1 to 1152 code for a protein of 383 amino acids. The record is from RefSeq and is a predicted model, not a curated record.